GACCCCCCUCGGGACAACCCCCCCCCCGCGCUCAUGGACGGGGAGGGCGAGGGGGAGGGGGCGCCCCCCGGAGCGGCGGUGCUGCUGUUCCUGCCGGGGGGGGAGGCGCUGCCGCUGCCCCCCGAGCCCCCCCCGGGCCCUACGGCGGCGGAGCUGCUGCGGCGCCUGCAGGGGGCGCUCUCUCUGCCCCCCCGCGCCCUCGGCGCGCUCGCGCUCUGGAUGAGCUCCGACAGCCUCGAGGUGCAGCUGCAGCCGCGUCACCGCCCGCUGCGCUUGGCCCGUCAGUGGCCGGAGCUGCUGCUGCGCUUCAGCUGCGCCUCCCCUGCCGACAUCGCCCGGGAGGAGCCGUGUCUGCAGCUGCGCAGGAAUGUGUUCUUCCCCAAGAGUGAAGAGCUGGAGGUGUCGGAGGAGGCGCUGCUGCAACUGCUGUGGGAGGACGCGCGGGCGCUGGUGGCCGCCGGGCGCUGCCCCACGGCGCAGCCCGAGGCGCUGCAGCUCGGGGCUCUGGCGCUGCGCCUGCGCCUCGGCCCCUUCUGCCCCACGGAGCACACAGCCCGCGGCCUGCGGCCGCUGGUGCCGGAGGUGCUGCCGCCGCCACUGCCCCGCCGCUGGGGGGCGCUGCUGUUCGGCCCCCGCGCGCCCCCCCCCGAGCAGGAGCUGCUCACGGCCUUCGCCCGCACCCCCGGCCCAGAGACCCCCGGAGCCCUCCUCGCCCGCACCUUCCUGCGGCGCUGCCACGCGCUGCCCGCCUACGGGUGCGCCUUCUUCCCGGGGGCCAUCGAGCGGCCGGGGGGGCUGCUGGGCCGGGGGGGGCUGCGCCCCGUCAGCGUCGCCGUGGGGCUGGAGGGGGUCACCGUCAUCGACCCCCGCGAGAGGCAAGUGCUGCUGUCGCUGACCUACGCUGAGCUGUGCUGGGAGCUGGUGGGCGCCGUGGGGCAGGAGGACGGCGCCGUGGGGCAAGAGGACAGCGCCGUGGGGCAGGAGGAGCCCCCCCAGCUCUGGUUGGAGUUCGAUGGCGACCACGACGGGGCCCCCGUCAGCCGCCUGCUGCGCAUCUUCUCCCCACAGGCGCCGCUCAUGAGCGCCCUCAUCGAGUGCUGCAUCGCCCUGGCCCCGCCCACCGCGCCCGAGGCCCCGCCCACCGCGCCCGAGGCCUGCCCCGAGGCCCCACCCAACGCGGAAUUGUCCCCGCCCACCGCGCCCGAAGCCCCGCCCACCUCGGGCGCCCCCUCCCGGCGGCGGCGGCUGCAGCGCCUCCCGACCCUCGACUUCGUGCGGGAGGGGCAGGAGCUGCGGCGCGUGAAGCCCCCCCGGCGCUCGGCGUCCUUCUUCGGGCGGGGGGGGGCGGCAGGGCUGGAGCAGGGCUGAGCCCCCCCACUCCUACUGGGAGCACUGGGAGACACCCCCCCACACACACUGGGAACACUGGGAGCCGCCAUGCCCACUCGGACCCCCCCCACUUCGCCCUGCACCCACUGGGACUCCUCUGGCAUGGACUGGGACCCCCCCCCGCCAAGCACAGAUUGGGAGCCCCCACCCACCCACUGGGACUCCUCUGGGAUCAACUGGGAGCACUGGGAACCCCCCAGCACCAACUGGGAAGCCCCUUGUGCCACCUAUGAACCUCUUGGCACAUACUGGGAGCACUGGAAGCUCCCACUGGGACCCCCCCAACACCAACUGGGAGCAUUGGGAGCCCCCACCCAGCCACUGGGACCCUUCCAGCACCAACUGGGAGCCCCCCCUCACCCACUGGGACUCCCCAGCACCAACUGGGAGACCCCCAACACCCACUGGGACCCCUCCAGCACCAACUGGGAGCCCCCCAGCACCAACUGGGACCCCCCAACACCCACUGGGACCCCUCCAGCACCAACUGGGAGCCCCCCAGCACCAACUGGGAGCCCCCCAACACCCACUGGGACCCCUCCAGCACCAACUGGGAGCCCCCCAACACCCACUGGGACCCCUCCAGCACCAACUGGGAGACCCCCCUCACCCACUGGGACCCC
This is a messenger RNA of Cuculus canorus (common cuckoo), 2012 nucleotides long. RefSeq names its product FERM domain containing 8 (gene FRMD8). The transcript is spliced from 10 exons. Gene Ontology annotation, biological process: negative regulation of canonical Wnt signaling pathway. The record is from RefSeq and is a predicted model, not a curated record. Gene Ontology annotation, cellular component: cytoskeleton; plasma membrane. Bases 34 to 1368 code for a protein of 444 amino acids. NCBI's taxonomy places the organism in Eukaryota, Metazoa, Chordata, Aves, Cuculiformes, Cuculidae.